AUGGCUCCUACUUUGUCCUCCGCAAACCUCAUCCUUGCGUUUUUUGCCCUCCUAACUUCUUCUCGGGCGGCGCCAUCUCCCUCUGUGCCUGCUGAAACUGCAGUUCCCUCUUCCAAGACCGCUGCAGGAGCUCCCCUGUUCCAUAGCGAGACACUUCAGUCGACGGAUGGCGUGCUCACCAAGCUCAACCUCCAGAAUAACACAAGCCUCUUUGCUUUUGGUAGCAAUUCUAGCUCAUCCAAAUUGAGCUUGGGCGACAGCGGCGCCUGUAAGGUCUUUCCCGGUGACUCGGAGUGGCCAUCCACUUCCACCUGGUCACUCUUCGACCGGCUUCUCGGCGGUGCUUUGAUUGAGACGGUUCCUUUGGCAUCAUCCUGUUUUUCAUCAUGGCCAGAAUACGACAGCGCCCAGUGCAACCUUGUCUCGAAUAACUGGACUGAUUCCAACCUCCAUGCCGCUGACCCGGCCUCAAUUAUGUGGCCGUUGUAUGAGGGUCGGACGUGUCUACCCACUGAUGACACAUCCGGUACCUGCACCGUGGGCGGCUACAGCAAAUAUGCCGUCAAUGUAAGCUCGGUCGCUCAAAUCCAGCUGGCUGUUAAUUUUGCUCGUAACACUGGCAUCCGCCUGGUUGUCAAGAACACUGGCCAUGACUUCAACGGCAAGUCUACCGGUGCCGGAGCUCUCGGCAUUUGGACCCAUAACCUCAAGGAUAUUCAGUAUCUUGAGAAUUAUCAAGGUCAGGGAUACAGUGGUCCGGCCGUGAGGAUGGGUGCCGGUGUCCAGGCCACUGAGAUUUAUGCAAAGGCUAAGGAGCUGGGUUUCACUGCAGUCGGUGGUGAAGGCAAGACUGUCGGCGUCGCGGGCGGUUACGUCCUUGGUGGUGGUCACUCGCCCAUGUCGAGUAUCUACGGCUUAGCUGCAGACCAAGUGCUCGCUCUGGAGCUUGUCCUCGCAAAUGGACGCUUUGUGACCGUAACGGAAGAAACCGAUCCGGAUCUCUUCUGGGCUCUCCGUGGUGGCGGUGGCAACACCUACGGUAUUGUCACCUCGAUCAUUUCUCGUGUGCACCCCAAGGUUGGCGUGACAACAUCAACCUUCAGUUUCUCCACCGGCGGCAACGUCACCGUCGACACCUUCUGGGCCGGUGUCCGCGCCUACUUGGAUCGGUUCGCAAUUAACGCUGACGCCGGCACCUACGCCUACUUCUGGGUGAUGUCCACCGGAACCAACUCAUUUUCGUUUCUCAUGAACCCCUACUUCGCCGUCAACCACACCGUUUCUGAGUUCAAUGCUUUGAUGAAGCCAUGGUUCGACGAGCUCAACCAUUUGGGCAUCCCAUAUACUCCCGACACGAAGUACCAUGACAACUUCUACGACGCCUGGGACGCUGUUUUUCCUCUUGAGACUGUCGCCUCCUCGACGAUGGUGACCGGUUCACGUCUGUUCCCCCGUGCCAAUUGGGAAGAUGCCAGUCUUCUUAACGAGACUUUCAACGCCCUAAAGACUACCGUCACUGCCGGAUACCCGCUCCUCGCCUUCAACAUGAAGGCUGAACUGCCAGAGGGUUACCCGGAGAGCUCAGCUAACCCAGCCUUCCGCCAGACGCUCAUGCACGCCAUUACCUCGGCGAGCUGGACUGCUAACUCCACGAACACCCAGAUCCUCAACCAGAUGGAGCAUUUCGCCAAUAACGUCCUUGGGAUCUGGCGCAAGACCUGCCCUGAGGCGGGUGCUUACAUGUCGGAAGCGAACAUUCUGGAGCCAAACUUCCAACAGUCGUUCUACGGCUCGAAUUAUGAACGCCUGUACCAACUCAAGCAAAAGUAUGAUCCCUCGGGAUUAUUCUAUGCCCCUACCGGAGUUGGUAGUGAGGACUGGACGGUGAAAAGCCAAGAUGGUCUUCCCGACCAGAACGGCCGGUUGUGCCGUGUCUGA
Aspergillus oryzae RIB40 is the source of this 1938-nucleotide messenger RNA. RefSeq names its product FAD-dependent oxidoreductase. The record is from RefSeq and is a predicted model, not a curated record. The coding region runs from base 1 to 1938 and encodes 645 amino acids. The transcript is spliced from 3 exons. Lineage: Eukaryota; Fungi; Ascomycota; Eurotiomycetes; Eurotiales; Aspergillaceae. Gene Ontology annotation, molecular function: FAD binding; oxidoreductase activity.